AUGCGGACGGGGUCUUGGGUAGAAGGCCUGGUGGGCAGGAGGCCGCCGGCGUGGAACCAGGAGGAGCAAGCCGCCGCAGGAAAGAAGGCCAAUCCACGCCGACCUCAUCCCCUCCCGCAUCUGCGUACCUCGGCGGAGACGGAGCCCCAAGGUGCUGCAGCCGCCACGGCGCUAGAUCCCCACAUCGCCACACCCGGCACCCUCACUUCGAGCUCAUGCGGGCUACUGAUGGACUACUCCAUCCCCGAUUACAUACUGAAGCCGGACUCUGAACAAGUCACUGUUGAUAGUGCGCCAUGUUGCCCUGUUGUAGUCUUCAUCAACUCUAGAAGUGGUGGCCAACUGGGAAGCAGUCUGAUCAAAACAUACCGAGAACUUCUCAAUGAAGUGCAGGUUUUUGAUCUCUCAGAAGAGGCUCUUGAUAAGGUUCUACUCAGAUUAUACUGCAACUUUGAAAAGCUCAAGUCCUACAUCAAGUCUAAAGCAGUGCUGAAAAUAAUGGAGUACCUCAACUUGCCCUUCCCACAAGUCACCAUCUUCCUCAGGAUUGGUGCCGACCGCGCCACUUCUUGCUUUCUUGCAAUGGGGAGGGAGGACCCACUUCAUCCUGGUUGUUGUCCGGCAAAUUCCCGAGUGCUGAUCGGGGACAGCGGCGUGGGCAAGUCGAACCUGCUGUCGCGGUUCGCCAGGGACGAGUUCAGCCUCGAGACCAGGUCCACCAUCGGCGUUGAGUUCGCCACCAAGACCGUCCAGGUCGACGAGAAGCUCGUCAAGGCGCAGAUCUGGGACACCGCCGGGCAGGAGAGGUACUACGCCCUUCCUUCUUUGCUGUUCGUUAUGCAGAUUGCAGAUGCAGUUCUAGGAUUUGUUAAUAUGGAAACUUAA
Messenger RNA from Miscanthus lutarioriparius, 885 nucleotides. Lineage: Eukaryota; Viridiplantae; Streptophyta; Magnoliopsida; Poales; Poaceae. The record is from the annotation of a GenBank genome assembly.